Closterium sp. NIES-67 is the source of this 4514-nucleotide messenger RNA. NCBI's taxonomy places the organism in Eukaryota, Viridiplantae, Streptophyta, Zygnematophyceae, Desmidiales, Closteriaceae. The record is from the annotation of a GenBank genome assembly.
CAAGCCACCUUCUGUCCAGAAACUCGUUAUCUCCGACUGGUUCAGCGCUCCUUAUCUCCUGUGUUCAGCCACCUCCUUAUCUCCGACUGGUUCAGCGCUCGUGUUUUCAUGCAGAGUUAGACAUUGCCUCGCAUGUCAUCCAUCUCGAAACGUCUUGCCUGUCUUUGAUGUCAGAUCUCCACUUCCUUGGUCUCACGCGUGCGCGCUUUAUGGAUAUUUUGUGCUCUAUGCGUACGCACAUGACGGUAUGGUCCUUGCGAUCAUAACCCUUGGAAGCGCGUGACGAAUUGUAUCGGUCUCGUUCGUCGUAAUGGCAGUGUCUCAUUGCCUUGCCGACAACGAUAAUACAUCACCACCCAUAGCCUGAUGCUUCCAUCCCUUGAAACCCCUCGGAUUUUCAAGGAGUCAACGUGUUGCUCCAUUAUGACCCCUGUUGACCUUUGGCUUUUGUUCGGAUUUUGGUUGAUUCUCAUGGGUUUUAUCUGAGGCCUCGACAUCUGUUUUUUGACGUGGCAUUGGAAGCGAAUGAUGAAUUGUAUUGGUCUCGUUCGGCGUAAUGGCAUUCAUUGCCUUGCCGACAACCAUACUACAUCACCACCCAUAGCCUGAUGCUUCCAUCCGUAAAUACAUUCGUGGUUAAGGGGACUAAGUAGUACUGGUGACUUGCAUGACUACGAGCUCAUAACUUGCACCUGAUCCGUUGACCUAUUCCUGACACAGAUUUGCUGACAAUCAAUCUUUAGUUUUGGUGGUCCAAAGGACAGAGGGAAAGGCUAUAGAUAGGUUACUAAAAACUUAGCUUAGCAUCAGCCCUGGCCCUGAGAUCCCUCAGCUACGCAGGCGUACUUCCAAAAUUUCUCAAAUGUCUCCGAAAUUUUCAAUCCUUCCACCACAUGUCACAUGGCCCCCUCCCCUUCCUCGCAUCAAGACGCGGUGCAAGGAAGCAGCAGACCUACAAUUUUCAGAUCUGCAAGCCGCAGCAGGAUCGUCGCAACCAGGGCCAAAAGAGGGGCCACCGCCACCGGACUCGAAAGCACCAGCGAAUUCCAUUCAGAGGCGCGCUGGGGACUAUUCUGGCAGUCUGUCAUCUCUAGACGUGUCCGGCGGACGCUCCACUGGCAGUGGCGCUCGUCCAGAAACAGCAAACGAUGAUUUCCAGCCCGUGUCCCCUAUAAGCCGCCUCUUCCUGGACCCCGCUCUGAGCACUGUCAUCCUGAUGGCCAUGGAGUUUGAAGAGAGCGCCAUGGGACUGAAGGAACUGAGGGAGUUGGUGCGCGCCCUGCUGUCCUCCCAGCCGCGCUUCACCAGCCGAAUUGAGCACCGUGGCUGGUGGCAUGCGCCCACGUGGGUGCCUACCCACGUGGACUGGGCUGCUCACGUGGUGGAGGAACCUUCGCUCUGUGCCGCAUGCAGCAGUGAUGGGCCCAUAAAGACUGAGAGCCACAAGGAACAAUAUCCUCGUUAUAGUGUGCCCCGCUGCAGUGUAGAGAGCCACGUGGUUCGCCUGCAGACCCUCCCGCUCUUCGAUUUCAGCCAGCCGUUGUGGCGGGUGCACCUGCUGCCCACCUGUGCGCACAUCCCUCGCUCCACUGCUGUCUUCCGCAUCCACCACGUCAUAGGCGAUGGCACAUCCCUCAUGUCUCUGCUGUCCAGCUACUCCAUGGCAACGAACCCAUGCAUACCCCAGCCCACCAACUUAAAGCCUCACUUCAAGCCCGCUGAUGCUCCCUCGAAUUCGGCCCAGUUGCCGCAACCCUCCAAGCCCAGCAGCAGGAGAUGCAACGUUGAGGCGGCUCAGUGCUUCACGAGGCAAACACAGGGAGUCGACGCGGGGCAAGGCGCGCAGGAGUUGGUGGGAGGGAUGGUGAGAAGCAUGCGGAGCCAAGAGGGGGGUGCUCUCAGCGAUGGUGAUUGUGAGGCCUGCCAUGCGCCAGUGGGUCCUGCAAGCAUGGUGGGAAGCAGCCGAGAGCACGAGGGAGAGGGUGAGGAAGAGAGUGGGGGAGAGAGUGGGGGAGAGGAUGAUAGAGCGAGUGCGGGUGAGGGAGGGAGUAAGGGAGGGAGUGAGGUAGAUAUCGAAACAGAGAGUGUUGGCAGCGUUGUUGAGGGGAGUGAAUGCAAUGGGAGUGAGGGAAGCACGUGUGACGAUAGUGGGAGUGAGAGCAAAGGCAAUGAAACUGCUGUGGCGGGCAGCAGCACACCCACUAUGGCCGGCAUGGUUCGGAACGACACGGACAGCAGCGAGAGGAGCACAGGCAGCAGCACCAGUAACGCCAGCAGUGGCGGGUCCUCGGUGGGUGAACUGAUCAGGGAUGGGUCGGACUCUAGUACCAGCAGCAGCAGCAGCAGCAGCAGCAGCAGCAGCAGCAGCAGCAGCAGCAGCAGCAGCAGCAGCAGCAGCAGCAGCAGCAACACCAGCAGCAGCAGCCGCAGCAGCAGCAGCACCAGCAGCAGCACCAGCAGCAGCACCAGCAGCAGCACCAGCAGCAGCACCAGCAGCAGCACCAGCAGCAGCAGCAGCAGCAGCAGCACCAGCAGCAGCAGCAGCAGCAGCAGCAGCAGCAGCAGCAGCAGCAGCAGCAGCAGCAGCAGCAGCAGCAGCAGCAGCAACACCAGCAGCAGCAGCCGCAGCAGCAGCAGCAGCACCAGCAGCAGCACCAGCAGCAGCACCAGCAGCAGCACCAGCAGCAGCACCAGCAGCAGCACCAGCAGCACCAGCAGCACCAGCAGUAGCCAUGGCAGAGACAGCAGUCCUGGAACCACAGAAGAAGCUUCAAAAGCGUCCAAGGGAAUGGCAGCAGCAGCAGCAGCAGUGCCUGAGGCGGCAGCAGCAGCAGCAGCAGCAGCAGCAGCAGCAGUAGCAGUGUAUGAGACGACCCAAGAAUCAGCGGAAGAAGCGUUUGCCUUGAAAAGCAGCAUGGAGUGUGCGGCAGAAGUAGCUGGAUAUGACUCAGAGCCAGCAGCACAAUUUACCAGAGCAACAGCCCUGGUCUCGGCCACGCCAACAGCACCUGCAGUACCAGCAGCACCAACCGCACCAGCACUGCCUGGUUCCCAAUGCUCUCCUGCCAUGCCUGCUACAGGCUCUCACUCCCGUCCAAGCGGCUCCGGCCUUGCCCAGGGCUCACGGGCACUCUCUUGGCUGCACAGACGCGUGCAGCGGAAGAGGAGCAGCCUGAGCAGCGCAUGGCCACGCAUCACCACCAUGGGGGCGCACAUGCUCGAGUACUUAAAUAGAGCAUGGCGGUGCACUUUAGCUACUGUCGCCCAUAUGUUGGAGUUUCUCCUCACUAUCCUCUUCCUCUCAGACCACCCCUGCACGCGCAUCCGCUCGGCCAUGCCCUUCUCGCGCCUGUGCCAGCAGGAUCAGCGGCUGCUGGCAAGGAGCUUUGCAGUGACCGAGGGGAUCCCCAUGGAGAGGGUUACGAAAGUGCGCAAGGCACUGGGAGCGACUGUGAACGAUCUCAUGAUGGCAGUCGUUGCUGCGGGCAUUGAGAGCUACGUGCAAGCCAGGCGGGAUGGCAUUGAUGAGUCAACUCAGCAACUCUCUGAGCUCUGUGGAUGGGCCAGCAGGAGCGGUGCCAUACGGUUCAGAGCGGUAACGAUGGCUGAUCUGAGAAGCAGAUCCAGAAAGGGCCCACCUGAGUGGGGCAAUAAGCUUGGAAUCAACGUCAUAUCUCUCCCCAUCUCGCUUCCUCCUUAUCCUCCUCCUCCUCCACCUACCGUAACAACUCUAAAACUCACAAGCGCUGUAUCAGCCCCACUGCCACGUGUCAGCACCUCCUACAACGCCACACUGCCACAUAGGAUGGAUGGCCACGUUGUCAUUGAUCUCAUGCCAGAAGUAACCGCACCUGAUGCAGCAGUGGACAAUGCUUUUGGAGGGAGGACAGUGGCGUGGAGGAUAGAGGGGAGGAGAGAGGAGGGUAGAGGCGAGGAGGGGAAGGGGGAGGAGAGGAGGAGGGGGGAGGGAAGAGGGGAGGAGGUGAGGCGAGUGCAGCGGGUGAGGGCGGUGUGCGAGCAGAAGAAGGUCUCGUGGGAGGCUCGUCUCACCAACCUCUAUGCACGCCUGGCCCUCGCCCUCCUGGGGCGCAAGCCCAUGGCAUGGCUGUUUGCGAGGGUGUCUCAGCAGACCUCGAUUACAGUCUCCAACAUCGCCGGGCCAAAGGAAAAGCUGUGUCUUUCAGGCCAUGGUGUGUCAUCACUUGUCAUAACCACAGUGGGCCAACACCAGGCUAUGACGUGCCAUAUUGAAUCAUAUGCUGGAUACUUGAAUCUUGUUGUUAGUGCACUGGGUGACUACAUCCCUGAUGCCCCAAGCAUGUGUUCCCAUUUCAUGGAGGCCUUCAAAAGAUUGGAAAUGGAGGUCAUGUGCUACGAGAAUUGGUAACGGUUUUAUGUUCUUUGUAUCUGGAAGCGAGGAGAGGCAUUACCGAACCUUUCCACCAUGGUGUUUUACUUUGUGUGGAAGCUACCAUGGGUAAGAUGUGGACCAUAUGAAAGCAUAGCCUUUUAGU